Messenger RNA from Macadamia integrifolia, 1369 nucleotides. Its product is annotated as vesicle-associated protein 1-2-like. The transcript is spliced from 8 exons. The record is from RefSeq and is a predicted model, not a curated record. Gene Ontology annotation, biological process: endoplasmic reticulum membrane organization. The coding region runs from base 343 to 1092 and encodes 249 amino acids. Gene Ontology annotation, cellular component: endoplasmic reticulum membrane; plasma membrane. Lineage: Eukaryota; Viridiplantae; Streptophyta; Magnoliopsida; Proteales; Proteaceae.
GAGGAAGGGAGAGGAAGGUGACUGUCCCACAACAUUGCUUUGCAGCAGCAAAGUUCUUUCUUCUUCUGCUUUAAUUACUUCUCUCGUACUCCUCAGAAACAAUUUUUGGUAGGACAAGCCAAUAGAAAUGAACAAAAAUAAAAGAAGAGGAAGACCAAGUCUCUAAAAAUUCCAGAUCCCUCCUCACUUUCUCGAAUCUUUCCCUGGUUUCGCAGAAAAAAACCGCUUUUCAGCGCCGUGAAACCAGUUUCGCUGUUCGAGAUCUCUUCUCCUCUGUAUUAACGUCGGCAAUCCUGUGUUGAUUUAUAUCUAUUUAGGGUUUUACUCAAAAGUUCGCUCGAUAUGACUUCAGGAGAGCUUCUCAGCAUUGAACCUCAAGAGCUUAAGUUCCCUUUCGAACUGAAGAAGCAGAUCUCAUGUUCACUUCAGUUAUCAAAUAAGUCGGAGAAUUAUGUUGCUUUCAAGGUGAAGACGACGAAUCCAAAGAAGUAUUGUGUUCGGCCAAACACCGGAAUUGUUUUGCCUCGAUCUACUUGCGAUGUGAUAGUUACGAUGCAAGCACAGCGGGAGGCUCCCCCUGACAUGCAAUGUAGGGACAAGUUUCUCCUUCAGAGCGUAGUCGCUGGUCCUGGAGCUACUGCAAAGGACAUUACACCGGAAAUGUUUAACAAAGAGUCAGGUAAUCAAGUCGAGGAGAGCAAAUUGAGAGUUGUUUAUGUUUCUCCUCCUCAACCACCAUCGCCUGUUCCAGAAGGAUCCGAGGAAGGUUCUUCACCUAGAGCUUCUGUAUCAGACAAUGGAAACAUGAAUGCUCCUGAAUUCACUGCUGUUUCUAGAGCACAUGCUGAGCCUCAAUCUCAGGCUUCAAGAGGAUACACUGAGUCUCAAGACAGAUCUUCGGAGGUAAAAGCUCUGAUUUCAAAAUUGAGUGAGGAGAAAAAUGCAGCAAUUCAAAAUAAUAACAAACUUCGUCAGGAACUGGAACUCUUGAGGCGUCAAGGUAGCAAGAGCAGCAGUGGUAUCCCAUUCCUGUAUGUUGUGAUUGUUGGCUUGGUGGGCCUUCUUUUGGGUUAUCUUUUGAGGAAGACAUGACCAACUAUUGGGUGAUGAUCUUUGCCAAAUUCUCCCCUGAUUUUUUAUUUCCGUCUCCCCCAAACCGUAAAAAAAAGAACCAGAAGAAAGUGAAAAUGACAGGUGAUGUUUUUUUUAGUUGUAUUAACUGUUUUUGGCAUUAGAUGAAACAUGCUGAAGCAGGGUUGAUGGGUUUGUAAUUCUUAAAGCAGGAACUGCGAAAAUGGCUUGUCUGACUCCUGCUUUGUUGACAUGCCUUCUUUUGUUAACUCAACAAGGUUUAUGCUUCUUAUUCUUA